Messenger RNA from Penicillium odoratum, 444 nucleotides. RefSeq lists its product as uncharacterized. The coding region runs from base 1 to 444 and encodes 147 amino acids. The transcript has a single exon. Lineage: Eukaryota; Fungi; Ascomycota; Eurotiomycetes; Eurotiales; Aspergillaceae. The record is from RefSeq and is a predicted model, not a curated record.
AUGUGCAAUUACAAAGGAUACUACUUCAAAUACUGCAGCCACUACGAAUUCAAACUGCAAACAUUCUGCAAAACCGUCCGCAGAGAACUGGACCGAAUCAACAAUCCAGACGAUCGAGAAAAGUACGAUAUUCCCUGCACACCUAAUCCCCGGUGCCCGCCUCGAGUUCUGCGAUUGAGUGUCGAAGGAGAUGGGGAUGGCUCUAUUAAGCACGUCUGUGGUGGAACGUGGGAGGGGUGGGAUACUAAUAUUGUUUCUUGGGAUGUUGUACCAUUCUGUGAUGGGUGUUGGGAGGAGAUGAGAAUUCCGGAUGUGGAAGUGGAGAUCGAGAUUGAGCAGGGUCUUGAAGGGGUCACGGUUGGAGUUGAAAAGGUUGAGGAGGAUGUUGACUUUGAUAUUGAUUGUGACGAGCUUGGGCUUGAGAAUGACGGUGGUGGACGUUGA